Miscanthus lutarioriparius is the source of this 1164-nucleotide messenger RNA. Lineage: Eukaryota; Viridiplantae; Streptophyta; Magnoliopsida; Poales; Poaceae. The record is from the annotation of a GenBank genome assembly.
AUGACCACCGCAUUCUCGCUGCGCGCUGCGGCCCCGGCCACCGCCCCCUGCGCCGGCGUCCGAUCCACCUCCGCGGCGAGGGUCGUGCCCGUGUCGGCGGCGCCGGCGGGACGCGGAAGGAUGGUGGCGCGUGCAGCGGUUGCAGCAAAGGCGGAUGCGCCAUCGAGCGCCGUGGCCGGCAAGUCUGACGGUCAUGAGGUCUUGCUGUUUGAAGCUCUUCGUGAGGCCUUAAUAGAAGAGAUGAAGUUAGAUCCAACAGUGUGCGUGUUUGGUGAAGAUGUUGGUCAUUAUGGUGGUUCUUACAAGGUGACAAAAGGUUUGGCUGAUAUGUUUGGAGACCUUCGAGUUCUGGACACCCCUAUUGCAGAGAACUCAUUUACUGGCAUGGGAGUUGGAGCGGGAAUGAAAGGGCUGAGGCCUGUUGUUGAAGGCAUGAACAUGGGAUUCCUCCUCCUUGCUUACAACCAGAUCUCAAACAACUGCGGCAUGCUUCAUUACACUUCUGGUGGCCAGUUUAAAAUCCCAGUUGUGAUCCGUGGCCCUGGUGGUGUCGGUCGUCAACUUGGAGCAGAGCACUCACAACGCCUGGAAUCGUAUUUCCAGUCGAUUCCAGGCCUGCAGAUGGUUGCUUGCUCAACUCCUUACAAUGCUAAAGGCCUAAUGAAAGCUGCCAUCAGGAGUGAGAACCCUGUGGUGCUGUUUGAGCACGUCCUUCUGUACAACUUGAAGGAGAAAAUUCCGGACGAGGAAUACGUGCUCUGCUUGGAGGAGGCCGAGAUGGUGCGGCCUGGGGUGCAUGUGACUAUACUCACAUACUCGCGUAUGAGGUACCACGUGAUGCAGGCAGCCAAGACUCUGGUGAACAAAGGGUACGAUCCCGAGGUCAUCGACAUCAGGUCGUUGAAGCCGUUUGAUCUGCACACUAUUGGCAACUCCAUCAAGAAGACCCACCGCGUGCUGAUUGUGGAGGAGUGCAUGCGUACGGGUGGGAUCGGCGCCAGCCUGAGGUCGGCCAUCAUCGACAACUUCUGGGACUACCUUGACGCCCCCAUUAUGUGCUUGUCAUCUCAGGAUGUGCCUACGCCAUAUGCUGCGACUUUGGAGGAUGCAACCGUUGUGCAGCCUGCCCAGAUUGUGGCUGCGGUCGAGCAAAUAUGUCAAUAG